This is a messenger RNA of Mustela erminea (ermine), 1578 nucleotides long. RefSeq names its product myosin heavy chain IB-like. The transcript has 2 exons. NCBI's taxonomy places the organism in Eukaryota, Metazoa, Chordata, Mammalia, Carnivora, Mustelidae. The record is from RefSeq and is a predicted model, not a curated record. The annotation marks the transcript as partial.
UUGGCCUAUGGCGGCGCGGGCCUCGGGGUCGAUGGGUCACGGGGAGGGCUCGGGGCGGAGCGUACGGCGCUCCCCGGCGCGGGGACCGCCCCCACCGCCUUCCGGGGGAGCCGGUUGUUGCCCGCGAGGCCCCCUGCGGCCGCCCGUUGCGUUCCUCGAGUUCGGAUCCGGCCGCGAGCCCCGCGUCUGGACGCGCGUCGUGCCUCAGCCCCCGGGGCUCGGGCGGGGCGAGCCUGGGGAGCCCGGGGGCCGCGCCUGUCGGGGAGCCGCGGCUGUGGGGUCCCGGGGCGCGUCGGGUGCGCGGGCGGGCGCGCGGGCAAGGGUGUCGGUGCGCGCUGUGCUGCCGCGGCCCGUCCCGGUGCGGCCGCCGGAGCAGGAGUCCCGGUGCGGGCCGGGCCCGGAGCAGGAGUCCCGGUGCGGGCCGGGCCCGGAGCAGGAGUCCCGGUGCGGGCCGGGCCCGGAGCAGGAGUCCCGGUGCGGGCCGGGCCCGGAGCAGGAGUCCCGGUGCGGGCCGGACCCGGAGCAGGAGUCCCGGUGCGGGCCGGACCCGGAGCAGGAGUCCCGGUGCGGGCCGGACCCGGAGCAGGAGUCCCGGUGCGGGCCGGACCCGGAGCAGGAGUCCCGGUGCGGGCCGGACCCGGAGCAGGAGUCCCGGUGCGGCGGACCCGGAGCAGGAGUCCCGGUGCGGGCUGACCGCUCCGCGGUGUUCCGAAGCCCGUGCCCGCGGCCCGUGGCUCCCGGCCAGGCACACCCCGGAGAAGGCGCCCUCGGCGCAGCGGAAGGUACGGCCAGCAGCCUCCGCCGCGUCGGCCGCGCUGAGCCGGAGCGACCCGAAUGGCCGCUCGGGCUGGGAAGAGUGGAAGGAAGGUCGGCGGCGUCUCCACGCGGAAGGACGACGCGUGCACGCAGGGCGCGGGGCAGUGCGGAGAAGCCAGACCGCCGAGCAGGCACAGGACGCCCCGUGAAUGCCGUCGGGCGGAAACCCGGUGCCUCCCGCACGGCACACCUGCUGGGGCUCCGGAAUAGCCAGAGUGACCGGGGCCGGACCCCGCCCCGGCCGGCCGCUCCCUCCCUGUGCGCUGGGCGAGCCACCGACUUCUCCAAGCCCGGGGCCGGCGGUAGAAGACUGAGGAGCACCAGCCAAGCCCCAGGAAGCGGGGGUCAGAUCGCCGGGCAAACCGUCCGCGCCGGUGCGACUCAGCUGGCAUCACUGGAGCGGGCGGAUCCUGCGUUCUCCCUGUGUUUUCCUUUCCCUCCCGGCACAGGCUGGCUCACUGGCACCUCGGAGGAGGCACGUGGGACCAGAGGAGCCUGUGGCCGACAGAGGCAUCCAUCGGGCUGUCGUUUCCAAAGCCCUCGGGUAGGAGAAGGAGCCGAGAUUGUGGAGUCCCAGAGCCGUGGUGCACUUGUGCAGUGCGUGAACCAACCGAAGGUCCCUGGUGGAAAGCAUGUUGCGUGGGGCUUGCUCUGGGCCUGCCCCCUGCCACGGCUCCCAGAGGCCACCGUGUAUGACGUGCACAGGAGCAACCUGGGCUAGCAAGGGGCCCGCAGAGGCCUGACACCGGAGGACUAGCAGAC